AUGUUUUUGUUUACAGCACGCAGAGACAUAUGCUUUAAAGAUUCUUGCUACACAUUUACGCCAACGGGAAAUACAUGGCCAGAGAACAGAAAAACCUGUAAAGACAAAGGGGGAGACUUGGUCGCUAUGGAAGAAGAAGAAGAGUGGCAGUUCGUUAAUACAGAAAUUCAGAAACGCACCAUUCCGAAACCCAUGGAAUAUCACAUUGGUUUGUUAAAAGAGGAAGGAGUUUGGAAGUGGGUCAAUGGACGACCACUGACAAUUAACAAGUGGCAAAAAAUAGAGCCAAAUUAUCGGCAGCCGUCUGGUGAUGGAGAUGUGGCGGUAAUGUCGAAGGAUUACCCUGAAUUCACGCAAGGAUUGUUUACUGACCUCCCAAAAGAUAUGAAGAGACCAUUUAUAUGUGAAAUACCAAAAGGUAAGAGGAGUGAGCCAAAUUUAUGA
Molecule: messenger RNA, 444 nt
Organism: Porites lobata
Lineage: Eukaryota; Metazoa; Cnidaria; Anthozoa; Scleractinia; Poritidae
Source: the annotation of a GenBank genome assembly